Molecule: messenger RNA, 3000 nt
Organism: Linum tenue
Lineage: Eukaryota; Viridiplantae; Streptophyta; Magnoliopsida; Malpighiales; Linaceae
Source: the annotation of a GenBank genome assembly
AUGGGUUGCCGCCAAUUCUUCCUCUGUUUAACCCUUGUCUUAUUUCUGGUCGCCGGCGACGAAAGUUCCGAGCUUUCGAACGAGCGAGCUGCCCUGCUGGAGUUCAAGUCCGGCGUCGUCAGUUCGCACCCUGUAGACCGCCUGGCGAGCUGGGGAAGUUCCUCUGCUUUACCCGUCUGCAACUGGACUGGAGUGGAGUGCAGCAACAAUGGCGGAAAUUCCCGCCAAAUCGUGCAGAUUGAUCUCAGUGGAAUGUCACUCCACGGCACGAUUUCUGCUUCUCUGUCCAACAUUUCCUCUCUGUUGGUCCUUGAUCUGUCUCACAACUUCUUUCGAGGCAGGAUUCCAUGGCAGCUGGGCCGGAUUCCCCAUCUCAAGCAGCUGAGCCUGUCGUGGAACUUGCUGGAUGGCGGGAUCCCUCCGGAGUUAGGGUUUCUCAGGGAGCUCGUAUACCUCGAUUUGGGCAGCAACAAGCUGUUCGACGAAAUUCCUCAACCACUUUUCUGCAACGGGUCUUCGGCUCUGGAGUAUGUCGACCUCUCCAACAAUUCGUUGUCAGGAGAAAUCCCUCUGAAGGGCCAUGGCUGUGAGCUUACUCGGUUGAGGUUCCUACUACUUUGGUCUAACAAGCUCGUGGGGACCAUUCCUCCGUCGCUGUCCAAAUCGUCAGACCUCGAAUGGCUGGACGUGGAAUCGAAUAACCUUACAGGGGAAUUGCCGUCAGAGAUUGUAAGCAAGAUGCCUAAACUGCAGUUUCUGUAUCUCUCCUACAACAAGUUCGUCACUCAGGAUGGAAACACCAAUCUUUCGCCAUUUCUGUCUGCUUUAGUUCGUGCUGAAAACUUGCAAGAGCUCGAGCUGGCUGGGAAUGGUCUCGGCGGAGAGAUCCCUCCUAUUAUUGGCGAUCUCUCGACCAACCUUGUACAGAUUCACUUGGAUCAGAACCUUCUCUACGGUCCAAUCCCACCUCAAAUUUCCAACCUUCUCAAUUUAACACUCCUGAACCUUUCAGCUAACCUUCUCAACGGCACGAUUCCAUUGGAGCUUUGUCGAAUGGCGAAGCUCGAGCGGCUCUAUCUCUCGAAUAAUUCGAUCUAUGGCGAGAUCCCAGCGGAGUUUGGUAACUUGCCUCAUUUGGGUCUCCUCGACCUGUCGAAGAAUGAGCUGUCAGGUUCGAUUCCUGACAGCUUUGCAAACCUUUCUCAGCUGAGAAGGCUGCUGCUUUAUGAGAACAGGCUGUCGGGCACUAUUCCUAGGAGUUUGGGUGAAUGUGUAAAUCUGGAGAUUCUGGAUUUGUCGAGGAAUGAGAUCUCUGGGGUGAUUCCUGGUGAAGUUGCUGGGUUGAGGAGCCUGAAGCUGUACUUGAAUUUGUCCGGGAAUUAUCUGGACGGGGCUCUGCCGUUGGAGCUGAGUAAGAUGGAUAUGGUGCUAGCUAUUGAUCUGUCGUCGAACAAUCUCUCUGGCACGAUUCCGUCGCAGCUUGGAAGCUGCAUUGCUCUGGAGUUUCUGAACCUUUCAGGAAACUCCAUUGAAGGUCCUCUUCCUGCUUCUAUAGGGAAGCUGCCUUACCUGAAAUCACUGGAUGUCUCUUCAAACCAGUUAAAUGGUUCAAUCCCACAGACACUGCAGACAUCUCUAACCCUCAAGCAACUCAACUUCUCUUUCAACAUGUUCUCGGGCAACAUAUCGAACAACGGAAGCUUCUCCUCCUUAACCAUGGAAUCCUUCAUGGGAAAUCAAGCUCUCUGUGGCACAAUCAAAGGAAUGCACAGCUGCAAGAAGAAGAAGCAUCCCUAUAACUCCAUCACCAUGCCUCUCAUUGUCUCACUAUUUGCUGUCUUCUCCCUAUGCCUAUUCGUCUACCGGUCCAUUUCCAAGUCCAAGCUCAGAAGUCAGCUGGGCAUAUUCAGUCGACAGGAUGAUAUGGACUAUGAUGAGGAGAAAGGGAAGAAGAAUGAUCACAAGUACCCAAGAAUCUCAUACAAGCAACUCAUCCAAGCAACCGGAGGGUUCAACCCAUCAACCCUGAUCGGUUCGGGCAGGUUUGGUCAGGUCUACAAGGGAGUUCUUCAGGAUAACACAAGGAUAGCUGUCAAGGUUUUGGAUUCAAAGACAGCAGGGGAAAUCAAAGGAGGAAGCUUUAAGAGGGAAUGCCAAGUCCUGAGAAGAACGAGGCACAGGAAUUUGAUCAGGAUCAUUACGACGUGCAGCAGACCGGGUUUUAAUGCUUUGGUUUUCCCUCUGAUGACGAAUGGUAGCCUGGAGAGGCAUCUGUACCCCAGCCAUGGUUUGAAUCCUGGUUUAAGUUUGGUGCAGUUGAUUGGGAUCUGUCGGGAUGUCGCAGAAGGGGUGGCUUACCUGCACCAUCACUCACUCGUUAGAGUUGUGCACUGUGAUCUCAAGCCUAGUAACAUCCUUCUGGAUGAUGAUAUGACCGCUUUGGUCACUGAUUUUGGGAUAUCCAAGCUGGUUAAUGGUGUUGAUGAGCUGAAGUUGGUUGAUGAUUCGGUUUCAUUCGAGUCGACUGAUGGACUGUUGUGUGGUUCGCUCGGCUACAUAGCUCCUGAGUAUGGAAUGGGGAAGCAGGCUUCAACCCAAGGAGAUGUGUACAGCUUUGGAGUUCUGUUACUAGAAAUCAUCACAGGAAGGAGGCCAACUGAUGUUCUCUUCCAUGAAGGUUCAAACUUGCAUGAAUGGGUGAAGAGCCAGUACCCACACAAGCUCAGCCCCAUUGUUGAGCAGGCGAUCCUUCGAUACGCGGCAAUGGCGUUGCCUUCAUCUCUGAACUCGGUUUGGGAAGAUGCAAUCCUGGAGAUGAUCGAUUUGGGUCUGAUGUGCACCCAAUACAACCCUUCAACAAGGCCAACCAUGGUGGAUGUAGCCCAUGAGAUGGGUAAGCUGAAGGACUAUGUCACUAGUCCUCCUUCGUUGCUGAUUCAGGCUACACAAUCUAAACUUGAUGCUGCUGCAUCAUCGAUCAAAGCACCAGUUAACUUAUGA